Molecule: messenger RNA, 4306 nt
Organism: Hippopotamus amphibius kiboko
Lineage: Eukaryota; Metazoa; Chordata; Mammalia; Artiodactyla; Hippopotamidae
Gene: DHRS9
Product: dehydrogenase/reductase 9
Exons: 6
Coding region: 419-1378 (319 amino acids)
Source: RefSeq, a predicted model, not a curated record
CUUACAAGAGGGGCACCAGCCAUACUCCAGGAACGGGAUCCGCUGUAGCCUGCAGUGCUGGGAUACUGCUGAUUCCUUUGGAAACACAUUCCCCACCGCUUCUUGGCUUCCUUCAUCCACAGAAGAUUUACUCAUAACCCGAGUCACCGCGAGGGUGACUCACAGAGCCAGAACCUGAGGGCUCCUCACACGUUUAAGCGCUUUGAGCUUGACGGAAGGAAGCCCAGGCACCGCCACCUCAAGAGGAUCUGCGAGGUCAGCGUGCCACAGCCCUUCCUUCCCCCAGCACAGCCUGCAGAUUGGCCAGGUCGCCAGCAGCCCAGCAAGUUCACAACAGCUUCUGUGUCUCAUCUUCAAUAAGGACACCAUCUUCUUUUAUUGUUCAAGAAGGAAUUGUUCCUGUCAUACACUGGGAAAAAUGCUCUUUUUGGUGUUAGCCUUCCUGAUCUUUUGUGGUUUUCUAUGGAAUUAUAAAGGACAGCUAAAGAUCACAGACAUCACUGAUAAGUACAUUUUCAUCACUGGGUGUGACACUGGCUUUGGUAACUUGGCAGCCAGAACUUUUGAUAAAAAAGGAUUUCAUGUAAUUGCUGCCUGUCUGACUGAAUCAGGAUCAACAGCUUUAAAGGAAAAAACCUCAGAGAGGCUUCAUACCGUGCUUCUGGAUGUAACUGAUCCAGAAAAUGUCAAGAAGACUGCCCAGUGGGUGAAAAACCAAGUUGGGGAGAAAGGUCUCUGGGGUCUGAUCAACAACGCUGGUGUUCUGGGCGUGCUGGCGCCUACCGACUGGCUGACGGUGGAGGACUACAGGGAACCUGUUGAAGUGAACUUGUUUGGACUCAUCAGUGUCACGUUAAAUAUGCUUCCCUUGGUCAAAAAAGCUCGAGGGAGGGUUAUCAACGUCUCCAGCAUUGGGGGUCGGCUUGCGUUCGGUGGAGGGGGUUACGCGCCAUCCAAAUACGCAGUUGAAGGCUUCAACGACAGCCUAAGGCGGGACAUGAAAGCUUUCGGGGUGCACGUCGCGUGCAUCGAACCAGGAUUGUUCAAAACAGAUUUGGCAGAUCCGGUAAAGACCGCUGAAAAGAAACUCGCCAUUUGGAAGCAUCUGUCUCCAGACAUCAAACAACAAUAUGGAGAAGGCUACAUCGAAAAAAGUCUAGACAAGCUGAAAGGCACUACAUCCUUUGUGAACGUGGACCUGUCCCUGGUGGUGGAAUGCAUGGACCACGCUCUCACAAGUCUCUUCCCUAAAACCCAUUAUGCUGCUGGAAAAGAUGCCAAAACUUUCUGGAUCCCUCUGUCUCACAUGCCAGCAGUUUUGCAAGACUUUUUAUUAUUGAAACAGAAAGUAGAGCUGGCUAAUCCCAAGGCAGUGUGACUCAACUGACCGCAAAUGCCUGCCCCGGGAUAUGAGACUGGCUGAUUUCAAGGACCCAUCUCCCUCUCGAUCUCUUCUUUACCUAAUCCAACCUGGACUCAUUUAGAUCAUGCUUCUUUUGGUAAAAGAAGGGAUCCCACCCUCACUGGUGAUGUCUCAAGGUCCCUUCUCAAAUUUUAUUUGGAAAGAUGGGCAGGUAUGACACCUGCCCGAUAUUUAGGCUUUGCCUGCUUGGUAUAUUGUAAGGAAAAUGGAAAGGCUUUCCCAGCCAAAAUGAUCUCCACCCCUUGCCUGAGAAUAAGAUUCUGAAGGACUGGAGCUCAGCUCUGGGAGCUUUGAUGGGGGCAGGAAAAGGAAGGGUAAUGUAUUACGGGACUGCUAUAAGAUAAGGGGCAGCAGAAAAAUACUAGGUAGGACUACAAACAGGAGGGAAGGAAAAGGAGAAAAGGAAUAAGAGGACCGAGAAAAAGAAACAAGUGUGAAAGUAGAGGCAGGGAGAUUCCAGGACACGCCUGCCUACCCUAGAGGGAACUACAGAGGAAGGAUAGCGUCUUCAAGGCCACUGUGAACACUGAUGCCCACACAGCCAUCGGUGGAAAGCUGGUAACGAAAGAGGAACCAGUCAUUCCAAAAGAAGAAAAAUGUAGAGCGUGUUUAUUCUGGUGAUUGUAAAUAUGUCAAGACAUAAACUCUCUGAUACAACUUACACCGGAGAGGGUUGAAAAUCCACUAUUUGAGGUGUCCCUUAAGCCCUGUGAAAACACAGAGCUAAAUUCAAAGACUCCCUUUCACCUGCAGUUACAGUGAGAGCAGGUCUGCUUCUUGCCCACAUCAUGGCUCUAAGUUCUGCUGACUUUGGACCCACACCCCACCCGAAAGAAACAGCUGUCUCAACGGAUGCCUGCCCAAGCCCAUGCACCCAGCAUCCCUCACAGAGGUUGGUUGGAUAUUUACAUGAAAAAGCCCGAAUUGUCAACAUUUAACAUUUGUUGCAGAAUAACAUAGUGUGAACGCGUCAGGGAAAUUAUCUAGUGUGCAUGUGUGUGUACACACACACGCACACACACUGAACUUACUGUGAAGAAAAUAUUUACUGUCCGCUGCUUGAAACCAUGUCCCUUUGAAGAUAUCAGGAAUUCUGCUCACUUCCACUCACCUUUCAGGAAACACCUGCCUAAGAGGUAGCUUCCUCCUUUCACAUUUGCAGCAUACCGGAUGCCUCUGAAACAUCUGAUUUCCGAUGGUGUCAGGUCCACCUGAACACUUAUUCCAUAAUUUCGAGAGAAGACGCCCUCCUCCUUUUUGUAUGAAGAUGAAGGCAAGUCAUCUCAGCUGUCAUCGCUGCCUCCUUGUGAGCUGGCCUUCACCUUGGUCCUAGCCCCAGAGACAGUCCACCUGGAGGUCCCUGAUUUCUUCUGGUUGCAAUUAACCACCCACUUGUCAGGUGACCCUCACUCAGCUUGUCCUUGGAGCUGAACUUCAUCCACAUUGUUUGCUGGGGCUCCUCCUCCUUCGAUAUGCUUUUCUUCUUUUUUCUUUUUUCUUUGCUUUUUGUUUGUUUUUAGUGUGGUAAGAACACAACACAAAAUCCACCCUCUUAAUAGUACAAUAUUGUAAACCAUAGGCAUGGUGAUGUACAACAGAGCUCAGGAAUCCAGCCAUCUUGCGUAAAUGAAGUUUCACACAUGUUGAACAGCAGCUCCCCAUUUCUGCUUCCCCCCAGUCCCUGGCAACUGCCUUGCUUCUAUGAGAUUGCCUCUUUCACAAACCGCGUAUAAGUGGUAACAUGCAGUAUUUGUCCUUCUGGGACUGGCUCAUUUCACGUAGCAUAAUGUCUUUUAGGUUCACCCGUGUUGAGGCAUAUAAAAGGACUUCCUUCCUUUUUAAGGCUGAAUGAUAUGUACAUACCACAUUUUCUUCAUCUGUUGGUUGACAUUUAGACUGUUUCCACGUUCUGGCUAUUGUGCUACAAGGAACAUGGAAGUGCAAAUAUCUCUUUGUGAUUCUGAUUUCAGUUCUUUUGGAUAAAAGCCAAGAAGUGAGAUUGCUUGAUCAUAUGGUAUUUCUAUUUUUAAGUUUUUGAGGAAGCUCUAUGAUGAUUUUCAUAGUAACUGCACCAUUUUACAUUCCCAUCAACAGUGCACAAGGGUUCCAGUUUCUCCACAUCCUCACCAACACUUAUCUUUUGUUUUCUUGAUAAUAGCCAUCCUCACAGGUGUAAGGUGGUACUUCCUUGUGUGUUUGAUUUGCAUUAUUUGAUGAUUAGUGAUUAGUGAUAUUAAGCAGCUUCUCAUGUACCUGUUGGUCAUUUGCAUAUCUUCUUUGAAGAAAUGUCUAUUCAAGUCGUUUGCCCAUUUUUAAUCAGGUUAUUUGCCUUUUUGCUAUUAAGUUGGAGUAGUUCCUUAUAUAUUGUGGAUAUUAGGUAUGUUUUUUAGAGACAGAGAAAUGAAGUCACAGAGAGGAGAGCAACUUGCCCAAGUGUGGGCCAGGGUUCAAACCCAGGCAGGCUAAUGCCAGAACCCACCUUCAGAGCCACUGUACUUUAUAGAAAGAGUCUUAUGGAGUAUUUUUCUAAACUUCAAAACUGGGUCUGUGGAAACAAAACCUGAAUUAAAUUAAUCUAACAUGACUAUUGCCUAGCCAAUAAUUAUGUGUAAGAGUAAUGCAUAAUUUUAAGCAUAUAUAAAUAUACACUCUGUUUCGUUUUCCUAUAUUCUAUUUAAAAAUUUUUCUCACUUGUGAUAGAAUGACAAAGCACUUACACAUCAUUCCUCCGGUCCUUGAAGUUUUCUAACUGGAUUUCUAGAUUUCCUUUCUCUCCUUCUUUCUGUAUUUUUUCUUUUCUGUUGUUGUUGAUUUUAUUGAUUGUUUUCAUUAUUGUUAAUUAUUUCAGGAAUGUGUAUGUAAAGACUUUUUGCUAAUCUGAAU